AUGGCCAUCGUACGCGUCGGCCAACAGAAGAAAGAGUACGGCGUUCACCAGGCCUUGAUCUGCGACAAGUCAAAUUUCUUCAAGAAGGCUCUCACCGGCUCUUUCGCCGAAGCCAGAACAGGCAUCGUCCCUCUCGAGGAUGUCUCAGCACCUCUCUUUACGAUCUUCGUCUCUUGGUUGUAUGUCGGCCGGCUCAUCUACGUCGCUCCUCCUGAUAGUGGCAAAACCAUCCAGGAUGAUUUCUCUUCGCUCGUAUGCAAGGAGAAUGAUGAGCAGCAAGAACAUCGAAGCACAGAGGACGAAGGCAUUUUCACGCUCCAGCCAGAAAAUGCCCAUGACGAUGCUUUUGGGCGUGGAACACCUCAGCAUGGUAACGAUCGAGGAGAAGGUCAAGGUGUUCACGAGGUUCCAAAGGAGAUCGAUCCUGCAAUUGCCAAUUGCACCGAAGAAGACCCCAAAACCUGGCCUCUUGACGUCCUCGCAAAGCUUUACAUUCUCGGAGACUUUCUCGACGCCCAGCUGUUUCAAAAUCAAGUAAUGGAUGUGAUCGUGGACUUUGCAGCCAUUUCUAGAAAUCGUGGAGUUUGGCGCGUACCAAAGAGGCUUCUGAUCCGUCACAUCUACGAAAACUCCCCCACUGGAUCGUUUCUGCGAAACAUCAUAGUAGACUUUGUGGUCUACCACCAGCCUUGGGAUGAGCCUUCGCAGAUAUGGGAAGAGAUGCCCGCUGAGUUUCUGGCAAAGGUAAUGGUGUCCAUGGGCAGAAGGGUACCUGCCAAGCUAUGCAAAGAGUGUUACUCGGACGCCAUCGCUGGAAACAGAUUGACGCACGCCAAUGCUGAUGGGAUGUGUCUGAAGAGAGACAAAGCACCGUUCAUGUUGGAUGCGUGCUUCUACCACGUUCACGGGACAGCGGAGGAGCGUGAGAAGUGCCAGACAGAGCUGAAAGAGAAGCGAAGAGAGUUGAGGACAGGCAAGUCGUGA
Aureobasidium pullulans EXF-150 is the source of this 984-nucleotide messenger RNA. RefSeq lists its product as uncharacterized. The record is from RefSeq and is a predicted model, not a curated record. The transcript has a single exon. NCBI's taxonomy places the organism in Eukaryota, Fungi, Ascomycota, Dothideomycetes, Dothideales, Saccotheciaceae. Bases 1 to 984 code for a protein of 327 amino acids. Gene Ontology annotation, molecular function: protein binding.